This is a messenger RNA of Morus notabilis, 1999 nucleotides long. RefSeq names its product laccase-12. The record is from RefSeq and is a predicted model, not a curated record. Lineage: Eukaryota; Viridiplantae; Streptophyta; Magnoliopsida; Rosales; Moraceae. Bases 68 to 1783 code for a protein of 571 amino acids. Gene Ontology annotation, molecular function: copper ion binding; hydroquinone:oxygen oxidoreductase activity. The transcript has 6 exons. Gene Ontology annotation, cellular component: apoplast. Gene Ontology annotation, biological process: lignin catabolic process.
UUCCACGUUAAUUAACCAAUUCAAUAUCUUUCAAACAAAAUUUACCAAGGGAAGCUUGUGAAGAAUAAUGGCCUCUACUCGGUUCUUCGCUUUACUCUGGCUUCUCUUUGCUUCAGCAUUGUUGUCCUUGGUCAAUGCCGGCGGCAAAACUCACCACCAUGAUUUUGUAAUUCAAGCGACACCAGUGAAGAGGCUGUGCAAAACCCACAACAGCAUCACAGUCAACGGACAAUUCCCUGGCCCAACCUUGGAAGUAAAUAACGGAGACACUCUAGUCAUCAAAAUCACAAACAAAGCUCGUUACAAUGUCACCAUUCACUGGCAUGGGAUUAGGCAACUCAGGAGUGGAUGGGCGGAUGGGCCUGAGUUUGUGACUCAAUGCCCAAUUAGGCCGGGAGGGAGCUACACCUACCGCUUCACAAUUGAAGGCCAGGAAGGAACACUGUGGUGGCACGCCCACAGUUCAUGGCUCAGAGCAACUGUCUAUGGAGCUCUCAUUAUUCGUCCUAGAGAAGGAGAAUCCUACCCUUUCCAAAAACCUAAGCGUGAAACACCGAUUCUUCUUGGUGAAUGGUGGGAUGCGAACCCCAUUGAUGUUGUGAGACAAGCAACUCGAACGGGAGCAGCUCCAAAUAAUUCCAAUGCUUUUACCAUCAACGGUCAACCUGGCGACCUUUACAACUGUUCUAGCAAAGAUACCGUGGUGGUGCCCAUAGAAGUGGGCGAGACGAACCUCCUGAGAGUGAUAAACGCGGCGCUGAACCAGCCGCUCUUCUUCAAGAUAGCGAACCACAAGCUGACUGUCGUCUCCGCCGACGCCUCCUACACCAAGCCCUUCACCACCGACGUCCUCAUGCUCGGUCCCGGCCAGACCACCGACGUCCUCAUCACCGGCGACCAGCCCCCGGCCCGCUUCUACAUUGCGGCGCGCGCCUACCAAAGCGCCAGCGCCUCCUUCGACAACACAACCACCACCGCCAUCCUCCAGUACAAGUCCGCCCCUUGCUCCUCCACGAACUGCGCCGCCACCAAGCCAGUAAUGCCGCAGCUCCCCGCCUUCAACGACACCGCCACCGUCACCGCCUUCAGCCGCAGCUUCCGGAGCCCGCGGCCAGUUGAGGUCCCCACCGACAUCGACGAGAAUCUGUUCUUCACCAUCGGCCUUGGCCUCAACCGCUGCCCCACGAAAUUCAACUCCCGGCGUUGCCAGGGCCCGAACGGGACGCGGUUCGCUUCGAGCAUGAACAACGUCUCCUUCGUGCUUCCGAGCACCAUCUCGAUCCUCCAGGCGUUCCAGCAGAGGAUUCCGGGGGUUUUCACGGCCGACUUUCCGGCGAACCCGCCGGUGAAGUUCGAUUACACCGGGAAUGUGAGCCGGUCGCUGUGGCAGCCGGUCCCCGGGACGAAAGGAUACAGGCUGAAGUACGGGUCUAGAGUUCAAAUUGUUUUGCAGGACACCAAUAUUGUGACCCCCGAGAACCAUCCGAUUCAUCUUCACGGAUACGAUUUCUAUAUAGUUGCCGAGGGUUUUGGGAAUUUCAAUCCCAAGACUGAUACAAAGAAGUUCAACCUUGUUGAUCCGCCUCUGAGGAACACCGUCGCUGUGCCUGCCAAUGGUUGGGCUGUGAUUAGAUUCGUAGCUGACAAUCCAGGUGCUUGGCUAAUGCAUUGUCACUUGGAUGUGCACAUAACAUGGGGAUUAGCCAUGGUAUUCUUGGUGGACAAUGGAGUUGGGGAGCUGCAGACGAUGCAGCCUCCUCCAGAGGAUCUGCCUCUGUGUUGAUUGAAGAUGAUGAGAUCGUAUUCAAACAUAUUUGCUACGACAAAACAAAGAUUCGUGAUCAGAAUAAAUAGGGUUUCUCAAAUCUUCCUUUAUAUAGUAUACUAUACGAGAUCAUUGUUUUUUGUUUUCCCCUGCAUUUGGGGGGGGUCUUUUAGUUACAUUGCUCUGUUUUUUAAGUGUACCUUUUUUUGGGAUAGAUAAAGAAGCGGGUCUAGA